Molecule: messenger RNA, 231 nt
Organism: Sphenostylis stenocarpa
Lineage: Eukaryota; Viridiplantae; Streptophyta; Magnoliopsida; Fabales; Fabaceae
Source: the annotation of a GenBank genome assembly
AUGAAACAGAAGAGAAACCCUACCGACUGGAUACAAGGGCAUACAGUGAAGCUAUAUAAGUCAAGACAUGUUAAAGAUAAAUCAGUGAGAGGUCGAGACUUAUGCGAAAAAGAUAAAAGCACUUCUGCAGUCACAAGUAGUCUUCAACUAGCUGUAGCAGAUUCCAAAUUAAUUGGUCCAUCCUCUGAUCUGCUUGAAAAGGAUCACCAGUACUAUAAAUUCAGUGACUGA